AUGUUUCAUCGACGUCGCCCAGCUACUACCGUCACGCGCACCACCAAGCCAACGCUGAUGACCCGCCUUAAGGGACGAAAUGCCAGAUCCCGUACCGUGAAGACUACAACCACCACAGAGCCAACUCAUGCCCACGGCCAUACCCAUGGAACACGUGGAACCCAUGGCACUCAUGGCCAUCGUGGUCAUGCUUACAAUACCACCCCUGUCCAUCACCACCGGCGCAAAACCACCAUGGGUGACAAGUUUUCCGGUGCUAUGUUGAAACUAAAGGGAACUUUGACCCAUCGCCCCGCAGUAAAGGCCGCCGGCACUCGCAGAAUGCAUGGUACUGAUGGCCGUGGCGCACGCCGUGUUUAUUGA
Messenger RNA from Penicillium soppii, 363 nucleotides. RefSeq lists its product as uncharacterized. The transcript is spliced from 2 exons. The coding region runs from base 1 to 363 and encodes 120 amino acids. The record is from RefSeq and is a predicted model, not a curated record. Lineage: Eukaryota; Fungi; Ascomycota; Eurotiomycetes; Eurotiales; Aspergillaceae.